Molecule: messenger RNA, 759 nt
Organism: Mesorhabditis spiculigera
Lineage: Eukaryota; Metazoa; Nematoda; Chromadorea; Rhabditida; Rhabditidae
Source: the annotation of a GenBank genome assembly
AUGGCCGCGCCGGAACUUCGAAAGCGGCACGCCAGUCUGACGGAUGACAGCUCGGAUGAGUCGCUCGAUGAGCGUGAAAUGGACCAGAUGGUCGACGAGAUGCACAAGGAGGGCGAGGACAAUGAAAACCAGUCGCGCUGGAGCAAAGUCAAGGCUUGCUGCAAAGAGUGGGGCCAAACCUCGUCCUGCCACGGCGUGCCCCACAUGGCCCAGGCGCAUACGCUGUUUGCCGCGAUUGUGUGGGGUGUCAUCCUAUUCUUUGCGGCCUGCGGGUUCGUCUACCUGUUCUCGUCGACCCUCAUCCAAUAUUUGUCGUUCGGCAAGAUUGUCAUGCUCAAUCUUGGGAUGGAGUCGGCAAACUUUCCGUCGGUCACCUUCUGCAACAUCAACCCCUACAAACUGUCGAAGAUCAAGGGUGUUCAGGAGCUGAACGCACUGCUGACCGUCUACGAAAACGCCGGCACGACGUGGCUAGCCGAGUAUUGGACGGUGAUGAAGCGGUGGGCCCUAUUCCGCGUCCUCAUUUUUGUCAGCUGUUUUGUAAUUGUGGCCGGGGUGCUGUUGAUAUUGUUGGGGUCGAGAUAUAGUGCAUUUGUGUCUGAGGAUCACAUGUCGACCGGGGAGGCCGAUGCUCCGCUCAUCCUCGGCGCCGUCCUCACCGUGCUCGGCAUCGUCGGCUGGGUGGUUGGCGUCUGGAGAGAGGUGCAACACUCUGGCCCCGAUGAAGAGGAGGACAUUAAAACGAUAAGCGAAACUGUA